Messenger RNA from Pestalotiopsis fici W106-1, 2184 nucleotides. RefSeq lists its product as uncharacterized. Gene Ontology annotation, biological process: regulation of DNA-templated transcription; DNA-templated transcription. The record is from RefSeq and is a predicted model, not a curated record. The transcript has 5 exons. Gene Ontology annotation, molecular function: DNA binding; zinc ion binding; DNA-binding transcription factor activity, RNA polymerase II-specific. NCBI's taxonomy places the organism in Eukaryota, Fungi, Ascomycota, Sordariomycetes, Amphisphaeriales, Sporocadaceae. The coding region runs from base 1 to 2184 and encodes 727 amino acids.
AUGUCGGAUGAAUCGGGAGAACCGAGGCUCAAACGUAAACGUAUUUCCGUUGCGUGUAAUAGCUGCCGGGCCAAGAAAGCCAAGUGCGAUGGUCAGAAACCGAUAUGCGGGCGUUGCGCAGGAUAUGAUUAUGAGUGUCAAUGGAGCGACCAAACACCAUCCCAAAGCACUCAACCACCACAGUUAAUACCGUCUUCCAUUACCCAAGAUCACCCAUCAGAGACAUUUGUAAAGCACCGGCAGCUCAUGCUCGGACUCUGCUCAAAGCUUUCCCAAGAAACCCAAGAAGAGGUAAAGAAGAGUCUCGCCUCUGUUGAAAAUGCCGUGCGGUGUGGGUCUCCGCCAUGCAAUACGUGUACAACUACUUCGCAUGAAGCUCUUCUCACGAUCCCGCGCUUGGACAGUCGCAAAUUUGUGGGCGAAAUCAGCGAUAUCCAUUUCUUGAAUCUACUAAUGACACAAUUGGCACUGCCCGAUAGCCAAAGGAAUGAGUCUCAAGAAUAUGUGGAUACGUAUGAUCCAGAAGAGGUGGCUACAUCUUAUCGUCUGCGUGAUCCCAUGACCGGCAUGCCACCACCGCAUGAAGUUGCCGGGAAUCUCAACACGUACUUCUCGACUAUCCACAUUGCCUACCCUUUUGUGCAAAAAUUCGUCUUCAUGAGAAAGGUGGAGAGUAUCCAAAAAGACGCUUCAUUCAGGGGCUUGACUCCCUCUUGGUUUUCCCUGCUAUACGCCUUACUUGCCAUCGGCUCUUUCUACAACUCCUUUUGUCAAGAUGAUAGCAUUUCCAAUCCUGCUCACCGCCGGCUCUUUGAGCGUUCCUUUGUUUUGUCAAGUUAUGAUGCUUUGGAAAGAUCCACUGUUCAGGUUUCGGCUCUUCUUGCACAAUGCUUCUACAUGUUGGCAACAUCUCAAAUCGACAGAUGCUGGGCUUCUCUUGGUAUCGCAAUUCGAUUGAGCCAGAGUAUUGGAUUACACGCCAAGACGGAUGCUACGAAGCCACACAACUCCGACCCAAGAGGACAUGCAGAACAUGAUGAAGUCGAAAACAGAAUAUGGUAUUGCCUCUAUGUCCUAGACAGGUUGAUGGCCUUACAAUUAGGUCGGCCGCCGGCUAUUUCAGAUCAAGAUUGCCAUACUCCGCUUCCAGGACGAAUGAAAGAUGUGGAAGUAGACUGCAACAAUAGGCCCAUCGUACAGGGCCAAAACGAGCAACGUCAUGCUAGUGAAUACUUCGCCCGCAUGGUAGAGUUCUCUUCUAUUAUCGGCAGGGUACUGCGUGAGACUUACCAUCCACGAAAAGACAUGGCCUCAAUGCUGCAAAGCACUAAGCAUUGCGAUCAACUCCUUAUUCAGUGGAGGUCUAAAUUGCCGCGGUUCCUGAGAUUCGAUAUGGGACACGUCUUUGACCAAUCUUUGGUCCUGAGACGACAGAGAAACAUGCUUGCGAUCAAAUUCCACCAUCUUCGGACUCUGAUACACCGGCCAUACUUGUGUUUCCCAUGGCUAAGAGGUCAAGAUCCGGAACCUCUUCAGCCUGAUCAACACGCAGAAGUUCAGCAAUAUGGAAAGACUUGCACGCUUGAAGCCCAAGCGAUUGCGCAUUUGAUGCACAACGUGAGCGACACAAUGGACAUUGUCAUGAAUUAUCCAUGGUGGCAGAUGAUUUCUUGUCUCGUUUGUGCAGCUUCAGUAAUGAUUCUGACCGAGUGCUGCGACAAGAAAGAAUCCAGUACGGAUGCCAGACUUACCGCUUUGCACGAGGACUCCGAAACGUGCAUGGAGGUUCUCACAGCAUUGAGUAAUGGGUCCACUGGUGCAAGGCUUGCGCUGAAAAUGCUGAAGGGCCUCCGAGAAAAGGGUGCUCGGAUAUCUGACAAGCUCGAUCGUAGGGCUGUGGAAGCUCACGAAGAGGUUCGACUACCAGGCCAAAGUCGAGUGGGCAUGGACAUGCCCACUCAAGACCCGACAACCGCUUCAGUUGACUUGGCCGGCCAGAUGUCAGCAAUCGUUACAGAUAACGUUUAUCCUGGUCUACUGUAUAGUGAAGGAGAUACAAACUUCGGAGUAGGUGUGGACGAUGGGCGGUCCACGGUUGUUCCCGACUCAAUGAAUUGGCCUUUGGAGUUUCUGAACAUGCUCGAGGACCCUCAAAACCCGUUCGAGGGUCACACGGAUGCUUAG